Molecule: messenger RNA, 996 nt
Organism: Bipolaris victoriae FI3
Lineage: Eukaryota; Fungi; Ascomycota; Dothideomycetes; Pleosporales; Pleosporaceae
Exons: 1
Coding region: 1-996 (331 amino acids)
Source: RefSeq, a predicted model, not a curated record
AUGCCCAACAGCCUCGUCAAAAAACUAACCCGGUCAUCUGUUGCCUUUCGACACGCCACGCAGAGCUACACUCAAAAUACACACAACAGUUUGCUCUACACUCUGCCAUACGAGAUUGCCCAACACAUCGGCACGUUCCUAGAUUAUGCGGACCGUAUUUGCUUCGUACUAACGAGCUAUAAAUAUGCGGAUGCCCUUCUCGCCAUCUGCAAUACACAGGCCGUCAAGCAACCGCACAUCAAAGAUAUCAGGAGCAGAAUAAAAAGAGACCGUUUUUACGGUCACGGCUGCCAUCCCUAUGCCUGGGUUGAACGCAGAGCUGGUAUACUGUACUGUGUAGAAUGUAACCGGCCGCAUGCGCCUUUUAGGUUUCCAGAGGGUACGAUAGCACAACCACGACACUUGCGCAGAUGCUUCCGAGCAACCGACGGUCCCUUCUUCGUGUGUCAGCACAACGAGUUUACCUUCUUGGAAAUGGCCAGUCUGUUGCGAAAGAACGCGAGAAAAGGACGUAAGAACAAGUUUGGCGACUUUUUCCAUUGCAUCGAGUGCUACGAGCUUCCGCCUGAAAGACGCCGUCCAGGCCGAUGUUUACAUCCUCCCACACUAUCUCUUGCUCCCAAAACGCAUACAGUCACUCUUCGAUCAAGGUUUCUGCUUCUGACGGUACCCUGGACUGUGCCUGUCUCGGUUCAUCAGACGAAAGAUGCGCUGGCUCUCCUAAAUCUCAAAAUCUGUCCGCACAUGAAUGCUUGUGAUACAGAAGUAAUCGAGGGUAUGGUUGGGGACUGCCAGGAGAUGAUGAUGAUGGAUGGUCGCUUUUCAACGCGCAUUAGCAUUGAUUGUAGCACUUGCCAAACAACGUUCAGUAUCAAGAGAAGGGUCCCGUUUCACGAGGUUGUGGUGGAAGUUGAACGAAGGUUAGGCCAGGUCAGACGAGAAGGCGACCCAAUCUGGAGGGCGCAUCUACCGAGGAGGAAAGCCGGCACUUCUUGA